GGUUGGCUUAUAUAUCGUUAGGAGCUUAACUCUUGCAUCAUAAGUCAAAUUAAGCUUAGCUAGAACAACCCAGUUAAGAAAAAUACCAUGGAAAAUCUUGGAAGUUUAGAAAAUCAUGCUUCAGCUUGGGGUUUGGCAAAUUUCCUCACCAUUCAAAUGACUCUGAGAGCUGCAGUUGAGCUCAAUGUGUUCAACAUCAUUGCCAAAUCAGGUCCCGGAGCUCAUCUGACAUCAAAAGAAAUUGUUUCACAAAUUCCCAACACAAAUCCAACUUUAGCAGGUGAGAAUUUGGAGCGAAUUCUCAAACUUUUGAGUGUUCAUUCUCUUUUAUCCACAUUUGUAACACCAAACCCUAUUGAUAAGAAGAAAGAAACAAGAUAUGGGCUGACAAAGGAAGCACUUUGCCUAGUCCAGAAUGAAGAUGGAGUUUCCUUUUCUCCAGUUGUUGCGUUUGGCUCCGAAAUGUUCGUUGCACAGAGCUUCUACAUGCUCAAGUACAAGGUGCUUGAACCGGAGAGUUCUCCCUUUCUCAAAGCCCAUGGAGAGAGUUUUUAUGACUACAUGUCUAACAAGCCUGAGUUGUGCCAAUUGUUUGACAAGGUGAUGGGACUAAAUUCUUACCUAUAUUUUGAUCAUAAGGUGUUUGAGGUUUACAAAGGUUUCGAAGAGGUGAAGGAGCUGAUGGAUGUAGGAGGUGGUGAUGGAACUACGAUUGCCAAGAUAGUGUCUAGGUAUCCUCACAUCCAUGGAAUCAACUUCAAUUUGCCAAGUGUUAUAUCUAAAGCUCCUAAGUUGCCAGGUGUAAAGCAUGUAAGUGGAGAUAUGUUUGAGUUAAUACCAGAGACGCAGUCACUCAUGUUGAUGUUGGUACUCCAUAAUUGGGAUGAUGAACACUGUAAGAAGAUAUUGAGAAACUGUUGGGAGGCAAUACCGGAUUAUGGGAAGGUAAUAGUUAUUGAGCAAUAUGUAAUGCCGGAACUAGUUGAGAAUACCCCAGAAAUGAAGCGCAUACUCUACUAUGACGUAAUCAUGAUGACCUUGUUUCCUGGUGGUAAGGAGCGAACAAUAGCUGAAUUUGAUAUCCUUGCCAAAUCCGUAGGUUUCGUUGAAACAAAGAUCUUCCCGCUUCCUCGUGGCAGUUAUGUUAUCGAGUUUCUUAAGGGGGGGAGUGUGGGAUCAUUGGAUAAGUAGUCCAUCUCAUUCUUUGUGGUUUUUGUCUUUUGUAUUCAGUUUGCUCUUUGAUUUGGCUCUUCGAUUUUAUCCCUUUGUUUUGUAAGGAGCUGGUUGUUGGGAUCUGCCUUCAUUUAUAUUGUGCUACUAUUUCUAUGAUUGUAUGUUCCAAAAAUAAUAUGAAUUAUUAAUCGACCAAUAAGUACAA
This is a messenger RNA of Rosa rugosa (rugosa rose), 1378 nucleotides long. RefSeq names its product (S)-scoulerine 9-O-methyltransferase-like. Gene Ontology annotation, biological process: methylation. The coding region runs from base 88 to 1191 and encodes 367 amino acids. The transcript is spliced from 3 exons. NCBI's taxonomy places the organism in Eukaryota, Viridiplantae, Streptophyta, Magnoliopsida, Rosales, Rosaceae. Gene Ontology annotation, molecular function: S-adenosylmethionine-dependent methyltransferase activity; protein dimerization activity; O-methyltransferase activity. The record is from RefSeq and is a predicted model, not a curated record.